AUGAUCAACGCCGUGCUGGUCUUCAAUAAUAAUGGGCAGCCACGGCUGACCAAGUUCUACACGCAGCUGGACACCCAAACGCAGCAGUCUCUCAUCGCGCAAAUAUAUCACCUCGUCUCGCAGCGCCCACCCAGCGCAUGCAACUUCCUUCCUCUCCCUCCUAUUCUCUCGCGAGGCGCGAGCUCCUCCGUGCAUGGCCCAUCCGAUGCCCCAACCCAGAUCACCUAUCGCACCUACGCAACAUUGUCCUUCAUCAUGAUCUCUACAUCGACUGAGUCGCCGCUAGCUCUCAUCGAUCUCAUUCAGGUAUUUGUCGAGGCGCUGGACCGUAUGUUCGAGAACGUGUGUGAGCUGGACCUUAUCUUCGGCUACGAGACCAUGCACGCUGUGCUGGGCGAGAUGAUUGUCGGUGGUGUCGUGAUUGAGACCAACAUAGACAAGAUUAUGGCAGGAGUGCGCAAUCAGGAGGGAUCGCUGGGCAAAAAGAAGGCCGUCCAAGCUGCGAGUACAAGUCUUGGUCGCGGGGCGCUUCCGGGACUGGGCGCGUGGCGGUGA
Messenger RNA from Penicillium alfredii, 555 nucleotides. RefSeq names its product putative AP-3 adaptor complex subunit sigma. The transcript is spliced from 2 exons. Gene Ontology annotation, biological process: protein transport; vesicle-mediated transport. Gene Ontology annotation, cellular component: intracellular membrane-bounded organelle. The coding region runs from base 1 to 555 and encodes 184 amino acids. NCBI's taxonomy places the organism in Eukaryota, Fungi, Ascomycota, Eurotiomycetes, Eurotiales, Aspergillaceae. The record is from RefSeq and is a predicted model, not a curated record.